Molecule: messenger RNA, 716 nt
Organism: Bactrocera dorsalis (oriental fruit fly)
Lineage: Eukaryota; Metazoa; Arthropoda; Insecta; Diptera; Tephritidae
Exons: 4
Coding region: 3-716 (237 amino acids)
Biological process (GO): nuclear-transcribed mRNA catabolic process; NAD-cap decapping
Cellular component (GO): cytosol; nucleus
Molecular function (GO): mRNA 5'-diphosphatase activity
Source: RefSeq, a predicted model, not a curated record
UAAUGCGUAUUUUAACUGCACCAUUUUUUAUUAUUGAAACGCCAAUUAUUGUUAUAAGGCAUAAGCAUAUUAUUUAUAUGUCUGUGGUAAAAAAGAUAACGCCGACAUCUGCACUUGGAAAAAUGCAUCAUGAAUUCGCAGAUUAUUGUGAAACAACGACAAAUCCAGCUGAUGAAGUUCAAGAUAAUGAAAAAGGAUUUUUUAUUUAUAGCGCCAAAUUUGGAAAUUUAGAUCUUCUUUAUUCUGCUGAAGCCAGCGCUGUUAUAAGUGAUGAGGAGGUUGAACAGGUAACCAAUAUUGUCGAAUUGAAUAGUUGCUGCUUCAUUUCCGUAAAUAUUAUAAGCGAGGGGAAGUUUGCCUAUUGGAUGAAAACCACUUCAGUAUUUAAAUGGUGGUGCAAGGCAUAUCUAUCGAAUGUAGAAAAAUUUUUCAUUGGAUUUGAAAAUGAUCAUGGCGUUAUAAAUCAACCGGCGUUAUUGCGGGAUAUAACGGAUUUGGAAAAGGAACAACGUAGGCGCAUCCAUAUAUCCAAAGCAUUUUUGAAUAAGUUUCUAAAUUUAGUUGUGGAUACUACAGAAAAUUAUGAUAGCCCUGACACAAUUAUUAAAUACAGUUUUGAUGAGCAGAGUAACAUAGAGUGCAGCGUCCAUAGCACCGACGAGUUCCCUAUGUUUAGCGCUGAUUUUACUGCCUACAUGCGCGAACAAACUGAUUAA